Messenger RNA from Nilaparvata lugens (brown planthopper), 3149 nucleotides. RefSeq lists its product as uncharacterized. The transcript has 15 exons. The record is from RefSeq and is a predicted model, not a curated record. NCBI's taxonomy places the organism in Eukaryota, Metazoa, Arthropoda, Insecta, Hemiptera, Delphacidae. Bases 124 to 2517 code for a protein of 797 amino acids.
GUGGGUGUGAGAUUUUCACUUACUAUACACUACUCUUAUCUAAUCUCAGUCUGGAAUGGAUGACACAGCAGAGCAGGUGUCGAAUUAGAGUGCUAUGUUUCAAGAGGACUAUAUCCACUGAUAAUGGCUGGCAACACGUUUAUAUUACGGCUGUUUUUUGUAACCGUAUCAACGGCUUUUACUAAAGUUCAUCUACAAAAAAUAAUCCCUGAACAUUUGACCAAGUGCUAUGAAUAUCCACCCAAACAACUUCUGCCAAGAACAAUGGACACUCUAAUAGAAAUAAUCAGGAAGAUUGAAUCAGCUCCAGGAUUCAAUAUGGAUAUGAAAAUGUUUGCUACGACUCUGUUACAUAGAUUUCGAGUAGACGGAAUAGAAAGAGAUCCAGAUGUUUUGACAUUGAUAGCAGUUCCUUAUCGAAUAUCGGGAUUCCAAGCCUACAGACAACAAAUUCUAUUUGACUACCUUCUUCCAGUCAGCUCUAGGUACCAUUAUUUCAAUGUUUUGAACGACGUAGAAAAGUGCACUUUACAUCGAAUGCUGUCGAGCACAGUUGAUCCCUGGCAAAGAGGCGACGAAAGCAUGACAUGUCCUCAGACAGUAUUUAGCCCAAUAACGCCAGCGUCGCAGCCGUUGGGAGCGAAGGGUGCGAAAAUGAGCAGUUGCCCUGAGGAGUGGGGCGUGGUGAGCGAGGGCAAGACGGCAGUGAGCGCUGGCACAGUUCUAGCGGCCAUAGCGGCUGCACUCUCGCCUGUCGAGCUGUCGCAGCUGCAGCUGCUGUCCAGUCUGCAGCGCCAGCAGCGCGACUUCAGGCAGGGCCGCACUGCCGACCUUGGCGACAGCUAUGUCAACAACACCUGGGCUGCUACACUGGCAGGAGAUUUAGCAGAAGUGAUUGAGUUCCAAGCAGCCAACGUGGAGGACAUAUUUCUGGGAGCGAAUGGGGUGUGGAACGACACAAUCAUCCCGACUGCUUACUACUUCACAUCGCUUGAGAAGAAACGCAUCGAGAAAAAAACUUGGCAAAUCACUGAUGCUGAGGCUCUAGGAGGGGUUGAUGGACUGAUUCUAGCCCGAGAAGUUUCCUCAUUGACAAAUAACAUGUACCAACCAAGGCUGUCACAGGUUAUUGAGAUGUACUACUCCACAAAAGGACUGUUUCUGAAUAGCAAUAUACAGGCAUGCUAUCGGGAGCAAAACAUUAAAAAUAUAAUGCAGAGCGAGAAACAGAAUCUUCUUUCACAGAUUGUGAGAUUUGCUGAGCUACUAGAUGCAAAAACAACCAGCUACAUAAUAGAUAAAUCUUUUAUUGCGGAUGCUGCACGUCAGACAGUCGACAGAUUUUCAAGUUAUUUAUCGGAUCUACUGAAAGGAACCAAGUGUGAGGAGCAAAUUAUAAGGAAAGCGAAAAUCUAUCUAACGUUUGUGAUCGAUCAAACCUGGCCAACUUACAAAACACUACAAUUGAUAAUGUAUUUGAGCAGAGCGUUAGACGCUUCAAGUUAUGGGAGCACAAUAUCAGUUCUGAAUGGACAGACUGGAUAUACAAUAGUUGAUGAUGCCCAGAACACAUCUUCCAUCUACUCAAAUUGGACAUCAAGUCCACAUACAGAGCCAUACGGCCUCAGCCUCCCAAAUGCAUUGAUUACUCUGAAGCAAAGACUUGAAGAUAGGAUGGGAAAAGUGAAGAAUGGAAACAUCUAUACAAGCUCCAGUUGCGUAGCUCUAAUUAUGGGCUACAGUACGAAUAUACCAGACUCGGAUUAUGAGAGAGCCAAAAGUCUAAUCAGCAGCAUAAAAGCUUUGAAUCCAGAUCUACGUUUAAUUUAUGUAGCAUCAUGGCGCAAUAACUUUAUGUAUGCGCGUCUAACCGAAUCAACCGACUCACAUGAUGAUAAAGUGGUUACAAUAGAUGCUGAUGGCUCAAUUCCACUCAGAGCUUUCCUGCCUCAACUUCAAGAUCCGCUUUUAUCCGUACCUCGGAGUUUGAAAGCACCUUUCUGUAGCAACGGACAAAGCGAGUCUUAUUAUGAAGAGUACAUAACACCAGGUCAGCCUUUGAAGUAUAGAAUACAUCCGGCCUAUUUGUGCGGAUCAGAUGAACUAACAAUUAAGGUGACAAAUAGAGAGUACGGUAGCAUCCAGGUGUGUAAAUCUCGUUCGGAGAAAGCAAGUGGGGACUAUGCAUGUCGAUCUCUGAGGCCAUAUGAGGAACAUUAUUUCACGAUACAAAACCCCUGUCAGAAGAGCCGGUACUACAGAGGAGAGGGACUGCAAUGGUCUGAAGGCUGCAUGCCAAUUUACAUCGAUGUGACUGUUUAUUCCACUUUGAAUAAAUGCACUGAAACCAAAUGCAGAUUUCCUGAUCAGGUGAAGUUCAAUAUAGCUGUGAAAGGACUGCAAUGCGUUGAACCCUACAGGUCUAUUUGCUCUUCAGCAACAAACCUCAUCUCACAGUUUGGGCUUCUAAUUUGUACUCUUCUAACAAUAUCACUCUACGCUGCAAGUCAUGUUUGAUUUAACUUCCUGUACAAAGUUUGAUGUCUCAUCAUGGAAAGAGAGGACAUUGUCUCCUGUACUCAUCAUGUCUAUAGCGCCGUACACACAGGGACAAUAGUAGGGUCCACUAGACCUGAACUAUAGUCUAUAGUUCUAUAGCUGGUUAUAAAAUUCUUGCUUUUAUUUUUCUAGAGUGAAGGGGUUUGGACGCUGCAAAGUCCCUGUAUAAUGGCGUUUAGCCACAACUAAAGCGCCGUACACAGGGGCAAUAGUGGCGCCCACUAGACCUGGACUUUAGUGUAAAAUUCCUGCUUUUAUUUUCCUAGAGAGAAGGGGUUCAGACGCUGCAAUGUCCCUGUGUAAUGGCAUUUUGCACUUACUUACAGCUAUUAGUGGACGCUACUAUUGUCUCUGUGGGGACAGUGCUUUAAUAAUUGACACUAAAUUUAAAUUAAUAAAGCUGAUGAGUAAGUUAGUGCAAAGAGAACAUUUUCAAUUAUAUUUUAUCUAUAUUCGUUAAUUUUUCAUUGUUGAAACAUCCUUGUUGAUAUUAUGAGAGCAGAAUAAAUUUUAAGACUUCAACUAUUAAUCUCAUAGUUCAGUGCUGUUGAUAGUUUGCUUGUAUUGUAAAUAAAGUUUCAGGUUAUUUA